Molecule: messenger RNA, 2430 nt
Organism: Meira miltonrushii
Lineage: Eukaryota; Fungi; Basidiomycota; Exobasidiomycetes; Exobasidiales; Brachybasidiaceae
Exons: 1
Coding region: 205-2376 (723 amino acids)
Biological process (GO): riboflavin biosynthetic process
Molecular function (GO): GTP cyclohydrolase II activity
Source: RefSeq, a predicted model, not a curated record
CUCAUGCGUGCGUACUCAGCUUCGGAGCUGAUAUGAGUGUACACGUAAUAUUUUUCAUACGCCUCGGAGUAAGGCCGAUCGGUAAUAAGGAACUAGUGUAAGCGAAUGAAAUGAAAGUCUCAAGGGACAUGCUUUAACUUCCUUCCGCUCUCCACAAUCAAGCAGAUUGAUAAGAAGUUUUAACCUUCUUGUCAUUCCCCAAUAAUGUCUACAGCUAUGACAUCAGGUGGCGGUCAUCAUCACCAUAGCGUACAUCCAUCAGAUUUAGAGGUAUUGGACUCAUUAACAAAUGUGCCUUCCACUUCGACCGGUCAUGUGAACGGAGUAUUAAACGAAAGAAGACCUUCGAGAAGACCUUUGGAUACUCUUCAAGCAUUGCGACGGCCUCCAAUCGAUCCAAUCGUCCUCGCAGCAAGUCUUUCAUCAGGUCCACAUGUUACAAGACAUCAUUUCUUGCAUAGCUUCGGACCAAAGACCGAAAGCAAACAGAUGACUAGAAGUCAAAGAGCGCAGAAGAGAAGAGAAGAAGAGGAAGAGGAGGAAGCCAGACAAAGAGCUUCAUCUUCUCGUCUUGGAACACGACCAAGGGCAGGAUCAUAUGCCAAUUGCGAUGCAGAUGAUGAUAUUGGCGAAAGAGCAAGACGUGCGAAUGAGAUCUCGCAAUCCAUCCUUGAAGAAUUGGGUGAAGCCCAGACAUAUCAAAGUAAGCAGAUGCCGCGAAGUGAGAGGCUGAAGAAGGAAAAAGAAGCUCAAGAAGCUAGAGAGCGUCAAAAGGUGGGAGCGAUGAACCCGGCUACAGAAGAAGGUAAAGCUGUUUCUAAGAAGAUCGACAAGCUCAAACAGCAAGAAGCCCGACCGAAAGCUGUCCGAUUAGCCUCCCAACAGCUUGAUGAUGAAUUGUUGCAACGCAAGAGUGUGAUUGAAGCAAAGCAAAAUCAACAAGCACAAGUACAGCAACAGCUUGCUAUCAAUCGCCAAAGCACACCAAUCACAGAAACCGUUCCUGCAACACCAGCUUUCUCAUCUAUUGUCAGACCGCCGCCGCUCACAAUCCGGUGUUAUGCAAGAACGAGAAUACCUACUCCGCAUGGAGAGAUUUUCUGUCAUCUUUAUCGAAAUAAUCGGGAUCAGAAGGAGCAUCUUGCAUUGGUGAUUGAUCCAGCUCAGAAUGCAGCAGACGAUAGAUAUGCAAAUGCACCGGGUCAAUUUAUCCGAAGUAAAACGUUGGAUGAAGUUUGGGGACCUACUGAAACAGAAAUGGAACGUAUCGUUCGAGGUGCAUAUGUCGGAAGGCUUGGACCAACCAAUCAACAAGCGAGCAAGCAAGGUAUGCUUACUUCCGAUGCUGCUGCUGCUGCUAACGUCGAACCACCUUUGGUCAGAAUCCAUUCGGAAUGUUAUACAGGCGAAACGAUUGGAUCGCAAAGGUGUGAUUGUGGUGAGCAAUUGGACGAAGCAAUUCGUUUGAUUCAUGCUGAUGCUCGGCCUGCAAAAGGUGUGGUGGUAUAUCUGCGUCAAGAAGGCAGAGGUAUUGGGUUGCUGGACAAAUUGAUGGCAUACAAUCUACAAGAUAUGGGUCACGAUACAGUGGCAGCCAAUAUCUUACUUGGUCAUUUGGCUGAUGCACGUAAAUAUGAUAUAGCAGCAGAAAUUUUACGAGAUUUGGGCGUUGGCAGUUGUCGGCUUUUGACAAAUAAUCCUGACAAGAUGGAGGCUUUAGAAGCGGAGGGUAUCUCGGUCAACAAACGUGUUGCAAUGGUGCCAAGAAUAUGGAGAAUGCAUGCGCCCCCCAGAAGAAAGCUGAAGAAUUCUCAAAGCAAGAAAUCUAGCCGACGUAAGGCUAGAAAGUCUAAAGGUUUGGAUUCAAGUAUCGUGUCCCAAUUUGAUGGAGGAAGUACGCAUGCCACUGGAACGACUGACGAAGACGGCGAUGGGGAAGAUUACGAUGAUGAAGACGAUUCAUUCAGUGAUUCUUCACGAGACUCUUAUUUGGAACAUCAUCAAAGACGUGCGGGAGCCACAAUGAUUGGAGCCAGUUUAACACGUGGACCAGAACUAGAGAAAUACUUGCGUACGAAAGUUGAAAAGAUGGGUCACCUGCUGGAUGUACCUGCCGAACAAGUUCAAUCCGCUUUAGAACAAAGUCAGCCAGAGUCUGGCCCUGCAAAAGAAAGGAAACAUCGACCUCGCCAACGUGACACAACUGAUUCUUCGAUUGGCAAAUUUGACACAAGUGAUGGAGAUACGGCCGGUACGGAUGAUGAACCUUUGAUGGAUGCGGCAGAAUUGCAGGAGUAUAUCACCUCACAAUCACAAUCUCAUGAGGAAGAAGGAGGAGAAGAGAUUCUGAUUAAUGAACAAAAGGAAAAGUACUGAGUCAUAUAUGUUUGUUGUUGUAUAGUGUUUGCAUAAUUGAUUGGCUUAUUCACU